Molecule: messenger RNA, 1443 nt
Organism: Oldenlandia corymbosa var. corymbosa
Lineage: Eukaryota; Viridiplantae; Streptophyta; Magnoliopsida; Gentianales; Rubiaceae
Source: the annotation of a GenBank genome assembly
GUGAAAUGAAAGUUAAUACUCAAAAUUGCUCAACUUUUCUUGGUUCAGGCAUCAAUAUGUGUGAUUAAUCAACACUGGAAGCAGUUAGAAUGAUAUUGGCUGAGAUAAGCGGCACCUUCCAUAUAACUUUUGACGUCUGACAUUAUAAUAUUUUUCAAAUAUGUAGUAAGAAGGAAAAUCGUGGGCUCCCUUUUGUCUAAUAAUGGCAACCAGCUGAAUGCAUUAUAAUGCAUUUGAUCCAAUCCAAUUCAUUAAUUAAUUCUAUCCGAUCCAGUACUAAUUGAUCACUGAACAAUAUUUUAUUUAGCUACAUGGCCACAACUACGCUGUCAAUUGACUCUAGAAAUUGGUAGUGCAUAAAUAAAUUCAGCAAUUCAGCUGUAUCCAUCAUCCCUGAUUCAUUAGUCCCAUCUAUCAGAGAGAAGUUUGUAUCCAUAUCUACAACUGAGAGUGUGAAAGAGAGAUGUCGACGAUUCGCCACUUCUCCAUCUUCCUCCUACUCGCCAUAUUCCUGCUUACUCCUGCCACCGCAGAUUCUUCGACCGAUUGUGUGUACACUCUUUACGUGCAAACCGGCGGCAUCAUCAAAGCCGGAACCGACUCCCAAAUCAGCGUCACUCUCGGCGACGCCAAAGGAAGAUCAGUUUGGAUCCCAAAUCUCCAAGAUUGGGGUCUCAUGGGCCCAGACCAUGACUACUACGAGAGGGGAAAUCUGGACAUCUUCACUGGACGUGGGCCGUGUAUCUCUUCACCUAUUUGCAGGCUCAACUUAACCUCUGAUGGAUCAGGAGCCCACCAUGGCUGGUACUGUAACUACAUUGAAGUCACUUCUACUGGGCCUCACAAAGCUUGCAGUCAAUCUAUCUUCUACGUUAACCAGUGGCUGGCUACUGAUGCUCCUCCUUACCAGUUGACUGCCAUCUUGGACGGAUGCAAGAGUGACACUCCCGAUUUGAAACGACGGAAGGCUGGCCCGUUCGUUGUCGGGAAGUCUCCUGCCUCCGCUUCUGAAUAGCCUCCUUUCUGAGAUGAAACCCACACUACACGUGCCCUUUUUCUUCCACUCUUUAUCGUUUUGGUUUGGUCUCAUUUACAUUUUGCUCCCAGUACGAUGAGUUUUGAAUUUCACCAGAGUUAUAUGAGAUGAUGUUGUUCAUGCAAAUUGCUACUUGUGAGAAUGUCAACGUAGGCCCUUGAGCCAGCCCGUAACAAGUCUGGGAAUAAAAGUCCAAUAUGCUUCCUUUUGCCCUUUCUUUGAUUUAUACUAGGCUUUGGUGUUGCACUUUGUGCAGUCUGAGGUGAACGAUAGCCCAGAGACGCUUGAGUGUAGGUAAAACAUUCGCAAAGUUUAUAAUGAAGUUCAUUCCAUGUAUAAAUUAACACAAAAAGAACUACUUCACCAAGAUUUAUCAGUCGUUAAAUCCCUUCUUGGAACUAAUUGAA